Molecule: messenger RNA, 1153 nt
Organism: Ceratitis capitata (Mediterranean fruit fly)
Lineage: Eukaryota; Metazoa; Arthropoda; Insecta; Diptera; Tephritidae
Product: forkhead box protein E4
Exons: 8
Coding region: 163-969 (268 amino acids)
Biological process (GO): cell differentiation; anatomical structure morphogenesis; regulation of transcription by RNA polymerase II
Molecular function (GO): DNA-binding transcription factor activity, RNA polymerase II-specific; RNA polymerase II cis-regulatory region sequence-specific DNA binding
Source: RefSeq, a predicted model, not a curated record
AAAAAUAAUUUUUUAACCAAAAAUUAAAUUAAACGAUCACCGUAUAAUCAAAAUAUUAGAUUAUUGCUGCAGGCUCGCGUUGAGUAGUGAGUUCGGAACGUGAAAGAAAUUACCGAAAGAAAAGUCCGUCGGAAAAAAUUUAUUAAUUGCUUAACUGAUAAUAUGCAUAACUCAGUUAUAAGAGCAUCACCAGAAAAAAAUUGUUCCGAAUUAAAAUAUAAUUAUGAAGCAACCAAAGAGAAAUGUGCGUCUCAAAUAACAGAUAUAAAUAAUACCAAACCGCCUUACAGUUAUGUGGCACUCAUUGCUAUGGCCAUUCAGAAUUCUCCACUAAAGCGUGCUACAUUAAAUGAAAUUUACAGUUACAUAACAUCGCAUUUCCCGUAUUUUGAAAAAAAUAAAAAAGGUUGGCAAAAUUCAAUUCGACACAAUUUAAGCCUGAACGAAUGCUUUGUUAAAGUACCGCGUGAAGGUACUGGCGAACGAAAGGGAAAUUAUUGGUCUUUAGAUCCUCAAUAUGAAAAUAUGUUCGAGAAUGGAAAUUACCGAAGAAGAAGGCGAAUGAAGCGGCCGUAUCGCACUGUGGGACAUUUCCCGAAGUUAAUGACAGAUACCUGCACUACAAAAAUGAUCUUCAAUCACACACCUUGUCAAACUUACUACAGAUAUAAUACAAAUACUCAAUGGAUACCUGCGCAGACAUUAUCUGGUUAUGGACCGCCGUCAGUGAGAAGUACCUAUCCGAACAAUUCAACUACUAGUUUUUCACCUCCGAUAUUGGGUGCGAAUAAUUACAACAGCAUUAUCAAUCCCGAAGGAAUUUCAAACGAAGGCGUAAAAAUAAUAGAUCAAUGUCCGUGUCCGUUAUGGAAUACAAUUCCCGAUUUAAUGAUCAAAGAUGAGCCUUUGCCACAAAGCCACACCGAUGCUACAUUGAUCAGUUAUCAGAAACAAUUCGCAUUACAUUAGUAAUUAUAAAUUUACAAUAAGGAUAUAUAUGUAGAUGUGUAUGUAAGUUAAUAAAAAUCAAAUUAAUUAUUAUGAACAUUGUAAAAAUAUAGCACAAUAUGCUGCAACUCCAACGUAAGGCAAUGCAAUUUUAAAAACUAUAAUAUACGAAUUAAGCUUAAAUUAAAUAAAUAUAUGAAUGUUC